UCUAGCCGGGCCUCGGGCCCCACCCCUCCCCCCCUCCACCCCGGUCCUGGUGUGUGUGUGGGUGGGGUAGUUACCCCGCCUAACGGACCCCGCCCCGCCGCCGGCGUGCGCCUUUCAGCACCGCGGCGCGGACAGCUCCCGGGCGGGCGCGGAGGGAGGAGGCGCAGCGAGCGUGCUGGGGGGCCGCUUGGCCCGGGGCGGCCAGAGGCGGGCAAGCGGGCGGGCUUGCAGAACACGGAGCCCCGCGAACCUCCCCUGGGGCGGCGCCCACCGGGAGCUCCGGGCCACGGACCCCAGGACGAGCCAAGACGCGGGGAGUCGGAAGCGCCAGGGAGGGCCCGCGGGUCAAAGAUGCCGGUCCGCAGGGGUCACGUCGCACCCCAAAACACUUACCUGGAUACCAUCAUCCGCAAGUUCGAAGGCCAGAGUCGGAAGUUCCUGAUCGCCAACGCUCAGAUGGAGAACUGCGCCAUCAUUUACUGCAACGAUGGCUUCUGUGAACUCUUUGGCUACUCGCGAGUGGAGGUGAUGCAGCGGCCGUGCACCUGUGACUUCCUCACUGGUCCUAACACACCGAGCAGUGCCGUAUCCCGCCUGGCCCAGGCACUGCUAGGGGCUGAGGAGUGCAAGGUGGACAUUCUCUACUACCGCAAGGACGCAUCCAGCUUCCGCUGCCUGGUGGAUGUGGUCCCCGUGAAGAAUGAGGAAGGAGCUGUCAUCAUGUUCAUUCUCAACUUCGAGGACCUAGCCCAGCUGCUGGCCAAGAGCAGCCACCGCAGCCUGUCACAGCGCCUGCUGUCCCACAGCUUCCUGGGCUCCCGUGAGGCUGAUGGCUCUCAUGGAAGAUCAGGUGGUCAGGGGCCUGGUGCAAGCAGGGGCAAGUACAGGACAGUCAGCCAGAUCCCACAGUUCACGCUCAACUUUGUGGAGUUCAACCUGGAGAAGCACCGCUCAGCCUCUACCACGGAGAUCGAGAUCAUCGCCCCGCACAAGGUGGUGGAGCGGACACAGAAUGUCACGGAGAAGGUCACGCAGGUCCUAUCGCUGGGCGCAGACGUGUUGCCCGAGUACAAGCUGCAAGCGCCACGCAUCCACCGCGGGACCAUCCUGCACUACAGCCCCUUCAAGGCCGUGUGGGACUGGCUCAUCCUGCUGCUGGUCAUCUACACGGCCGUCUUUACACCCUACUCAGCCGCCUUCCUGCUCAGCGAUCAGGAUGAGUCCCAGCGCGGCGUAUGCGGCUACACCUGCAGCCCGCUCACCGUGGUAGACCUCAUCGUGGACAUCAUGUUUGUGGUGGACAUCGUCAUUAACUUCCGCACUACUUAUGUCAACACCAACGAUGAGGUGGUCAGCCACCCCCGCCGCAUCGCUGUGCACUACUUCAAGGGCUGGUUCCUCAUCGACAUGGUAGCUGCCAUCCCCUUCGACCUGCUCAUCUUCCGCACUGGCUCUGAUGAGACCACCACCUUGAUUGGGCUCCUGAAGACAGCACGGCUGCUGCGGCUGGUGCGCGUGGCACGGAAGCUGGACCGCUACUCCGAAUAUGGGGCAGCCGUGCUCUUCCUGCUCAUGUGUACCUUCGCGCUCAUCGCACACUGGCUGGCCUGCAUCUGGUACGCCAUCGGCAACGUGGAGCGGCCCUACCUGGAGCCCAAGAUCGGCUGGCUGGACAGCCUAGGCGCACAGCUUGGCAAGCACUACAAUGGCAGCGACCCAGCCUCGGGCCCCUCGGUGCAGGACAAGUACGUCACAGCCCUCUACUUCACCUUCAGCAGCCUCACCAGCGUUGGCUUCGGCAACGUCUCGCCCAACACCAACUCCGAGAAGGUCUUCUCCAUCUGCGUCAUGCUCAUUGGCUCCCUCAUGUAUGCCAGCAUCUUCGGCAACGUGUCGGCCAUCAUCCAGCGCCUGUACUCGGGUACAGCACGCUACCACACGCAGAUGCUACGCGUCAAGGAGUUCAUCCGCUUCCACCAGAUUCCUAACCCACUGCGGCAGCGCCUUGAAGAGUACUUCCAGCAUGCCUGGUCCUACACCAACGGCAUCGACAUGAACGCGGUGCUGAAGGGCUUCCCCGAGUGUCUGCAGGCCGACAUCUGCCUGCACUUGCAUCGAGGCCUGCUGCAGCACUGCCCGGCCUUCCGCGGGGCCAGCAAGGGCUGCCUGCGGGCGCUGGCAGUCAAGUUCAAGACCGCUCACGCGCCUCCCGGGGACACACUGGUGCACCUAGGGGACGUGCUCUCUGCGCUCUACUUCAUCUCCCGCGGCUCCAUCGAGAUCCUGCGCGACGACGUGGUUGUGGCCAUUCUAGGGAAGAACGACAUCUUUGGGGAGCCCGUCAGCCUCCAUGCCCGACCAGGCAAGUCCAGCGCAGACGUGCGGGCCCUGACCUACUGCGACCUGCACAAGAUCCAGCGGGCCGACCUGCUGGAGGUGCUGGACAUGUACCCUGCCUUCGCUGACAGCUUCUGGAGUAAGCUGGAGGUCACCUUCAAUCUGCGGGAUGCAGACGGGGGUCUCCAGUCAUCCCCCCAACAGGACGCAGGCAGCCGAGACCACCCAGGCCUUUUCCUCAGUGACAACCAGGCAGAUGCAGCCCCUUCCUUAAGUAUCUCAGAUGCAUCUGGCUUCUGGCCCGAGUUGCUGCAGCCAAUGCCCUUAAAGCACAGCUCCCCGACCCCGCAGGAAGACGCCGACUGCUGGCCCAGGGAGCUAGGCUCCAGGCUGGAUGAGCUCCAGUCCCAGGUGAACAGGCUGGAGUCCCGCCUGUCCUCAGACCUCAGCCACAUCCUGCAGCUCCUUCAGCAGCCCAUGGCCCAGGGCCAUGCCAGCUGCAUCCUGGGAGUUCCCACCUCCAGUGACCUGGCUUUGUUUCCUGUGGCCUCAGGGACUCAGAGUCCAGGGCCCAGGUUGCCCGCUGCACAGACCCCAGGCUUUGGUGACUUGGACAAAUGCAGGCCGAAGCACAGGAAUUCCUCCUCCAGAAUGCCUGACCUGGUGGUGGCAGCAGCGGAUCAAACUCUGACGCCAUCCUCGGACCAGGAGCAGCCCGAGGGGCUCCUGUCUCCCCUGACCUCCCCUUUGCAGCCCCUGGAGGUACAGGGGCUCCUCUCUGGUCCUCGCUUCCCCUCUCUCCCUGAACACCUUGACUCUGUUCCCAAGCAGUUGGAGUUCCAGAGAUAUGGUUCCGAUCCUGGGUUUGCCAGGAGUUAGGGCACUAAGUGCCCAGCUGCUGGGAGAGCUGUGAAGAUGGGGGAGGCCAACAGCCUCUCAGGUGGGCCUUUGAAGACUGUUCUAGACUAGAUACAAACCACUGACCCCAGGAUAGCAUGGGUGAAGAGUCUCAGAACUUUCUCCUAGCUUCCCCCAGGGGCUCGUUACAGGCAGCAAGCCUGGCAGAGGGUGGGGCAGCCUUGGGCAUGGAGGAGGUGUAGCUGAGGGGCUGGCAAAGAAAGAUGUUUCUGAUGGUCUGUCACGGCCUUGCUGGGGACUGCACGUGGCCACCUCCCAGCUCAGAACCAUCAGGCCCCCUUGACCCUGCACUAGGCCUAGGGUUGGUUAGCCCUCCCACUCCAAAGCCCGGAUCUGGCUGGAGACAGAGGUGUCCUCUGUGGUAUGGACAUGUUGCAACGGAGCUCCAGCCCUUGGUCCUUCUGCCUGUGGUGAUUUGUGAUGCCAUCUAGGUGCCUGCAGGGCAGUGGAGAGUCACACAGCUAAUAAAACCUACACAUUCCACGUUGGGACAAGUGUGUCGCUCAUCAGAAGAGCAGCAGGUCCUUGACUGUGUCGUGGCCUUUAUGAGUAACUUCUCACAGGGGAGGAGGGGGUUCGCCCUUCCACUGUCUCUCAUACUGGGGACCUGAAGGUGGCUCCUGGACACAGUAGCCCUCAGAGCCUGGGGCUGUGAGCUGGGCAGGGGGCACAG
Ochotona princeps (American pika) is the source of this 3928-nucleotide messenger RNA. It is a transcript of the gene KCNH6, whose product is annotated as potassium voltage-gated channel subfamily H member 6. The transcript has 13 exons. Gene Ontology annotation, molecular function: inward rectifier potassium channel activity. Gene Ontology annotation, biological process: potassium ion transmembrane transport; regulation of heart rate by cardiac conduction; regulation of ventricular cardiac muscle cell membrane repolarization. The record is from RefSeq and is a predicted model, not a curated record. Gene Ontology annotation, cellular component: membrane. NCBI's taxonomy places the organism in Eukaryota, Metazoa, Chordata, Mammalia, Lagomorpha, Ochotonidae. Bases 352 to 3216 code for a protein of 954 amino acids.